CGCUCGACGCGACUGACAAUCCGAUUGUCAUCGUCAGCAGUGCUGCUUCUACACCCACUCUACCAUCAACAGUAUCGCUUUGCCUGAUUGCGCGCAUCCGUAGAGCAGCCUGCGCGAUGAACGCAACUCUGCCCGCCUCAAAAAACCUACGACGAAGACGCGGUCCUUUUGGCUGACCUCCAUGACGCAACCACCACCUUCUACACCUACGCCUCGCCGAUUCCUCUUAUCCAAGCGACCGCAGGCAUCGCAACAGCAAACCCCUGGCAGCGGACCUCCAGUCUUCGCUGGCAGCCAACGCUUCCAGACCACACCGCGCUUCGCCUCUCCGUCGGCAACACAGCGACCGCCCGCCACGCCUGUUUUUCCAGGGACUUUGCGCCCGUCUAGAAAUAGGGACCCUAUUCACGAUGCCCUGGAAAGUUCCCCGACGGACACUCCCGUCUCUGCGACGCGACCAGUAUUGGCGACUGGGACCCAACGACAUGACAGGAUCGAGAUCGACUCGGAUAACGAGAGCGACUCACAGCAUGAGCAAGAGGGGGCCUACCUACCACAGGCUACCUUCGUAGCAAAUGAUUCGAUAGAGAUCGAAUCUGAGCCCUCUAGCGUGUUGCACAGCGAUAUCGAAGAGAGAACGCCAAAGAGGAGGCGGAUAUCGAUCUCGCCUGUGCCGAGUUGGCACCAUGACGCCCAGGAGGACGUGGUCAUGAGUCACUAUGAUGCUCUCGUUAUGAAAAAUAAUGAAAAUUGGAACGAGAACGAAAAACUUCCCGACCUCGAGGACGAAUACCAGUCCGAUCUCGAUGCGCCGCAUAUGGGAGAGGAAGACUUGCGCAUUCCCGACCGCCACGAGGGGGACAUGCCGAAAACGCAGCCAACUUUUCGUCGAGCACCUCGCUUUAAAGUCUCGGAUGCCGAAACCUCCCGUCAAGAGGGCUUACCAGAGGCAUUCUCACCGCAGAGACGCGGAGCAAAGUACGUCGCCGGAGGACUCGCGGCAGAAUUACAGAGCUGGCUUGCGGAAGUCAGGGGCUGGACUGGCGGCGACAGACCGGAAAAUCUGGUCAUGAACAUCGUCAUUGACGAGCUGCGAGCUGGGAACAGGAUGUACCUCGUCAAGGGCCGGAGAGUCGUGGGAGACGGGGAGGCAAGCGAAGAGAUCGCCGCGCGGCUGAUGCUGGCCGGCGAGGGGAGGCUGACAGGAUUAGGUCAGAAAGUUGCGGUCACUGUGGGAAGUACGGUCGCAGUCUCGCAGCCCGCGUGGGAAGUUGAUCUUGAUGGAUCACGAUGGGUUGUCGCGUGCGACUGGGCUCUCUUGUAGAUGACGACUUUUUGGAAUACACGAACACCCCAGUUCCAAUAAAUUCGGUGAAAGCUGAUUGACGACCCGACACUCGCAAGCUGCAACUGGGAGCAUCCACGCCCUGGAUUUGGACUGGAACAAGUGGGAACAAGUACGUUUGAACUCUUGUUAUGCACCCAUUACUACAGUCGGUGUAUACAUUGCAUAGCAAUCCUUAGCUGUCAUGAUUGUUCCCUUCGUUUCUUCUAGAG
Molecule: messenger RNA, 1557 nt
Organism: Colletotrichum navitas
Lineage: Eukaryota; Fungi; Ascomycota; Sordariomycetes; Glomerellales; Glomerellaceae
Exons: 2
Coding region: 182-1324 (380 amino acids)
Source: RefSeq, a predicted model, not a curated record